Centropristis striata (black sea bass) is the source of this 1223-nucleotide messenger RNA. It is a transcript of the gene uck2b, whose product is annotated as uridine-cytidine kinase 2b. Bases 56 to 844 code for a protein of 262 amino acids. Gene Ontology annotation, cellular component: cytoplasm; cytosol. The record is from RefSeq and is a predicted model, not a curated record. NCBI's taxonomy places the organism in Eukaryota, Metazoa, Chordata, Actinopteri, Perciformes, Serranidae. The transcript has 7 exons. Gene Ontology annotation, molecular function: kinase activity; ATP binding.
ACAGCUCCGCCUCAAUGAUCUUCCAGCGCAGCAGCUCUGACUGUUCACUGCAAGCAUGGCCGGGGACAGUGAAACACAUCUAAGGGACCGCGGCGAGAACACCGACAUUAUUCGACAACCUUUCCUCAUCGGUGUCUCCGGAGGCACCGCCAGCGGCAAGUCUUCAGUAUGUGAGAAGAUCAUGGAGCUGCUGGGCCAGAACAAGAUCGACCACCACCAGCGGCAGGUGGCGAUCCUCAGCCAGGACAGCUUCUACAAGGUGCUAACUCCAGAGCAGAAGGCCAAGGCGCUAAAGGGCCAGUUCAACUUUGAUCACCCAGAUGCCUUUGACAAUGAGCUGAUCAUGCAAACACUCAGGCAGAUCCUGCAGGGGAAGACUGUCCAGAUCCCAGUUUAUGACUUUGUCACUCAUUCCAGGAAAGAGGAGGUUAUUACGGUGUAUCCAGCUGACGUGGUCCUUUUCGAGGGCAUUCUCAUGUUCUACUCGCAGGAAAUUAGAGAUCUGUUUCAGAUGAAGCUGUUUGUCGACACAGAUCCAGACACACGGCUCUCUCGCAGAGUUCUUAGAGACAUCAGCGAGCGCGGCAGAGAGCUGGAACAGGUGCUCGCUCAGUACAUCACGUUUGUGAAACCGGCCUUUGAGGAGUUUUGUUUACCAACAAAGAAGUACGCAGACGUGAUUAUUCCACGAGGAGCUGAUAACCUUGUCGCCAUCAACUUGAUAGUACAGCACAUCCAAGACAUUCUGAACGGCGGACUAAGCAAGCGCCACAACGGCUGCACGAACGGCCACAGCACUCCUCGCCAGCGGCGGACCUCCGAGUCGAGCAGCCGGCCUCAUUGACCUCAUCACACCUCUCUUCACAGGGCGGAGAGGGGUGUGGGGGUCGCGCUGUAAAUAACUGCCUGUUGGCGUCACUGUAUUUAAGAGAGAGGAAAAAAAGAGAUGCAAAAAGAAUUGAAAUGCCUUUUAUUAUUAUUAUUAUUAUUAUUAUUACGACUACUCUUGUUAUUGGUUAUUUUCAUUGUAAUUGUUGAACUUGGGAUUUAGAAUUUUUUUUUUUUUUUUUUUGUCAGGAGGGUAAAAGAAACUGUUCUUGUGAUGAGACCAUGGGUUAAAAUAACCCCAUGCAUUUUCCUCCCAGAUUGCAUUUUGUUUUUUAUGUAUCCCCUGCUGCUUCAUGGAAAUUCAUGCCGCCAAUGAAUAAAAGAGGGGAACCCUU